Seriola dumerili (greater amberjack) is the source of this 1110-nucleotide messenger RNA. It is a transcript of the gene dnajc12, whose product is annotated as DnaJ heat shock protein family (Hsp40) member C12. Bases 249 to 758 code for a protein of 169 amino acids. The record is from RefSeq and is a predicted model, not a curated record. NCBI's taxonomy places the organism in Eukaryota, Metazoa, Chordata, Actinopteri, Carangiformes, Carangidae. The transcript is spliced from 5 exons. Gene Ontology annotation, cellular component: cytoplasm.
AAGGACAGCUCAGUUUUGCCCACAACUCAGGAGAGAAUUCCCUUGAUACUUGUAAGCGUUUAGCAUUCCCUCCGUUAAUUAUCCAGCGCUAGCUGACAAAAUAAUUACAAGAUAAACUUGUGAGUGAGUGAGCCACAGCAGCGGGGCGGGGAGUCCAUCAGCAACUUGAGCCAAGCAGAGCUGUGAUCCAGGGUAACAGACGAGCUGUUCCGCUACAGAAAACCACACACAUUUCCCCGACAGAUUUUAUGGAGGCUAUUUUGAACUGCAAACCAGAGGAAUUGGAGGAUUACUACGGGUUAUUGGGCUGCGAUGAAUUGUCGUCGACUGAACAGAUUAUCAAUGAAUACAAGAUCCGAGCCUUGGCGUGUCACCCAGACAAACACCAAGGCAACCCAAGAGCAGUGGCAGAUUUUCAAAAACUGCAAGAAGCCAAAGAGGUUUUAUGCAAUGAAAACAAAAGGAAAAACUAUGACCUGUGGAGAAGAAGUGGUGUCACUAUUUCAUUCCACGACUGGCAAGCCUUGAAUGACUCCGUAAAAACUUCGAUGCACUGGGCUGUGAGAGAUAAGAAGGAGCCGAUGCUGGAGGCGUCAAAAGCAGAAAUCCCGAACACUUCCCAAGCAGAGGACUUUCACUGUGAGCAGGAGGCAUAUGAUGCCAUGCCAUCCUCAAGUGAUUACUGCCAUCGGCGUUUCCGUUGGGCCGCUGACUCUCCAUCAAGCCUACUGCAGAAGUUCAGAAAUUAUGAAAUCUAAAUAUAUCACCUGCUCUAUUUUGUUUAAAUGUUUGUGUUUUUGUCUCCUUGUUGUGACUUACUAACACGAGACCCUGGUAACUGUGAUGUCAGUGUGUGUGAAUAUGAUCUGGCUGUAAAUGUGUCUGUUACACAUGUGAAAUAUUUUGUCUCAUGAAAAUCUGAUAGUUUAGUAUUAAAUCAUGUGAAUGAUAUAUGUUGUUAUUUGUCUUGCACAGUCCUUAACCAUGUUCACUAACACACUGGAGAUUGGAGAAUCAUGCCUGCUACUGGAGUACCUGAAUGCUGUAAUGUGUAUUUUUGUGCAGUUUAGUUCACAAUGUUGGGAAAAUAAAACCGAAACAUGUCAUGUC